AGAUGCGUGCCGGGGCGCCUGGCACGGCACGGCACGGCACAGCACGGCUGGUGCUGGCCCCGGGUGGUGCUGACCCCCAGCACUCUCCUUGCGCCCCAGAGCCUCCUCCCGCGGGGGGUUCCUGGCUCAGAGGGGUCUUUAUCAGGGCAGCUGCGCCAGCAUCAAAGGCGCGGGGAGCCCGGAGGCGGGUGGAGGGGCCUUGAGAUAAGGCGUCAGACACAACACCUGUGGCGUGGGGUGGGGGCAACCCCCCGCCCAGCCCUCUUAAACAGCGUGGCCCCCUCAGCCGGCACUGCCUGCCCAUGGAGAAAACCACGGUGCUGAUCACGGGCUGCUCCUCGGGCAUCGGGCUGGGGCUGGCCGCGCGCCUGGCAGCCGAUGCCGCCGGCAGGUUCAAAGGUAAAAAAAAAAGGGGUGAUGCUGUGCCGGGGGCUCAGCACCCCCGGGGGGUCUCCUGGGCUGGGCCAGGCAGUGCCUCUCCGAGGUGGUGCGGGGCAGGGGGUGGGCUGGGGCCGGCGCUGGGCGAGCAGCUUGCCGGCACCGGUGCCCCGCGGCCACGUCUCUCCCCCCCAGUGUACGCCACCAUGCGUGACCUGGCCAAGGGUGAGCGGCUGCGGGAGCGCCUCGGGGGCCGCUGCCCCGACACGCUGGAGGUCCUGCAGCUCGACGUCACCGACCCGCGCUCGCUGGCAGCUGCCGCGCAGCGGGUGCAGGGGCAGCGGCUGGACGUGCUGGGUACGGCUCUUCCCCACUGUCCCCGGGGUGGCUGGCGGCGGGGGGAACCUCUGCGGGGUCACUGGCCCUCCCCAGGGCACUGGGAGCAGAUGCCAGAUCCUGGGGUUGGGAUGGGAUGUGUUCGGCAGGGCAGGGGUGCGGGAGCUAGGUUUGGGGGUGCCGAGGGUCACUGGCCCAGCAACAGGGAAGGGAAGGGCCCCCACGUUCCUGCCUUCGGGCACUACGGUGCCAGGGAGUGCGAGGGGGGGGCUGCGGUGUCUGGCUCACCGGGGCUGUGCCCAGCAGUCUGCAACGCGGGGGUGGGACUGAUGGGCCCCCUGGAGACCUGCUCCGACCAGGCCAUGAGGACCCUCUUCGACGUGAAUUUCUUUGGGGCCGUCCGCACCAUCCAGGCGUUCCUGCCCGCCAUGAAGCGCCGCAGGGCCGGGCGGAUCAUCGUCUCCAGCAGCAUCGGGGGGCUGCAAGGGCUGCCCUUCAACUCCGUGUACUGCGCCAGCAAGUUUGCGGUGGAGGGGCUGUGCGAGAGCCUGGCCAUCGUCCUGCGGCCCUUCAACAUCCACCUGACGCUGGUGGAGUGCGGACCCGUCAACACCAGCUUCCUGGCCAACCUGCAGCGCCCGGACCCCGAGGGCAGCGAGCUGCGGGGCCUGGACGCCGAGACGCGGAGCCUCUACCGCCGGUACCUGCGGCACUGCCAGAGCGUCUUCCGCGAGGAGGCCCAGGAGGUGGAGGAGGUCCUGCAGGUGUUCCUGGAGGCCAUCGGCACCCCCUGCCCGCCCCUGCGCUGCCUCACCACCCGGCUCUUGGCCCCGCUCUCACGCCUGAGGCUGGCCAGCCCCGACGGCUCCGCGUACGUCCAGGCCAUGCACGACUUCGUGUUCGGCUGCGGCGAGGCCGGUGGGGACCAGCCCUGAGCAGAGCUGCCGUGAGCCCCGGGGGGCCGUGCCCUGCAGCCCCCCAGCCCUGCAACGCCCGUCCCGGCCGCGGGGUCUGUGUGUGUGUGCGGGG
Messenger RNA from Tyto alba (common barn owl), 1743 nucleotides. It is a transcript of the gene HSD17B1, whose product is annotated as hydroxysteroid 17-beta dehydrogenase 1. Gene Ontology annotation, molecular function: estradiol 17-beta-dehydrogenase [NAD(P)+] activity. Lineage: Eukaryota; Metazoa; Chordata; Aves; Strigiformes; Tytonidae. The coding region runs from base 303 to 1649 and encodes 448 amino acids. Gene Ontology annotation, cellular component: cytoplasm. Gene Ontology annotation, biological process: estrogen biosynthetic process. The transcript is spliced from 4 exons. The record is from RefSeq and is a predicted model, not a curated record.